GAACAGAGACACGGACAUGAACAAAGAUAACGCAACAAAAAACACUCACUGAGGGACUAUGGCAAGAUUUUCUAUGGAAACGCAGAAGGCCUGAUCCUUUUUGUACAUGUUUAUGGUGCUUCUAUGUUUCUUUUACUUUUGGCAAACAAACAUGUCUGAAACUCUGCCUCAUAAGUGGGUAAUGUUGUUGUCGACUCGCCUGGUGAGGUUUUUUUCAAAAGCCAGAGUGGUUUGCUUCCUGGUGGUCUUGACACUGACGCUUCUCAUCAUUGCUUCCUACAACCUGACGUCGGACAAGAAAAGACUUCCCUUCACCACCUCACCCAAUCAGGUCAGGCCUGGUGUCGUCCAGUCAAACACAGCAGCAGCAGCUGAAGUUUCCUCUAAAAACAAUUUAAUAGACAUGAAACAGCUGGUGGAGAUCAUUAACUCCAAACUGGAAUACACACCCAGGAAGGUGCCCGAUGAAAAGGAUGUCAUUGAAAGGGACUCUCAUUUGUUCUCUGUAAUUCCUCGUCAUUUCCUGCCUGGUGUCAAGAGCCCUUGCUGGUAUGAGGAGAUCUCCAGUGAACGCAGCACUGAUCCAUACAGGAAUAACCACUAUUGUUCUGGCUCACCAACCAGAGAGACUUUAUGUGACAAAAUGAGGCCAAACUUCCACAAGCACUUACAACACAGAGACGGCAAACUGUUUCGUUUGCGUUGCUUGCCGUACUUCUACAUCAUUGGCCAACCAAAGUGUGGCACAACUGAUCUGUACUCCAGGCUGCGAAUGCAUCCAGAGGUCCAGUCCAGCAUCAUAAAGGAACCACACUGGUGGACUUGGCCACGUCCCGGUUAUUUCCAUUCCAGAGAUGGCCUCAAGGACAUUUUUCGUGUGGAAAAUUACUUGGAUCUGUUUGACGUGGCUGCCCAACACAUCCAAGAAGAAAUGAAUAGAAGCUCAUCUGGAGACCACCACAAAACCCAGUUUGUAACAGAAGGUGGCACUGAGAUGAUCAAUGUCUUGACAUUUGAAGCCAGUCCAUCCACUAUGUGGGACAACGGAGCCCGGAAGGAGGCAGAACCUGUUUUUCUGACCCAGGACUUCAUCCACACACUGCAGCCUGGUGCCAAACUCAUUAUCAUCCUGAGAGAUCCAGUAGAGAGGCUUUAUUCUGACUACCUGUAUUUUAGGACGGACAAAGAGUCAGUAAAGGACUUCCAUCAGAGGGCCAUGAAGUCUGUACAGUUGUUUCAGUCCUGUCUGUCUCGGCGGUCACUUGGUUCCUGUGUCUACAACAGAAUCCUCCUCAAAGCCAUGCCACUGAGGCUACAUGUGGGGUUGUACGUUGUCUUCUUACUGGACUGGCUGACAGUUUUCCAUCGGGACCAGAUUCUAGUUCUACGACUGGAGGACUACGCAGCCGACAAGAGAGCGACAUUACAGAAAGCUUUUGAUUUUCUGGGUCUAAGUCCUCUGUCAGUGGAGCUGGAGGAAGAAGUGAUGAAACAGCGUGUGGCAAACAGCCGGGGGGUGAAGGACAAGAAAGUAGGUCCUAUGCUUCCAGCCACCAGAGACCUCCUCAGGGAAUUUCACCAGCCCUUCAACCAUAAACUGGCCAGUGUGUUGGACGACAGCGCCUUCCUGUGGAGUUACCCCUGA
This is a messenger RNA of Chelmon rostratus (copperband butterflyfish), 1645 nucleotides long. Its product is annotated as carbohydrate sulfotransferase 15-like. The transcript has 7 exons. The record is from RefSeq and is a predicted model, not a curated record. Gene Ontology annotation, molecular function: N-acetylgalactosamine 4-sulfate 6-O-sulfotransferase activity. Gene Ontology annotation, biological process: hexose biosynthetic process. Bases 107 to 1645 code for a protein of 512 amino acids. NCBI's taxonomy places the organism in Eukaryota, Metazoa, Chordata, Actinopteri, Chaetodontiformes, Chaetodontidae.